Spodoptera frugiperda (fall armyworm) is the source of this 1951-nucleotide messenger RNA. RefSeq lists its product as uncharacterized. The transcript has 2 exons. The record is from RefSeq and is a predicted model, not a curated record. The coding region runs from base 1445 to 1951 and encodes 168 amino acids. NCBI's taxonomy places the organism in Eukaryota, Metazoa, Arthropoda, Insecta, Lepidoptera, Noctuidae.
AUUUUUAACAUCCAUGAACUAUCUACAUCCAAAUCAUAUUUCUUCUGAUACCCAGAAACUAUAGCAAAAAAAGGAUCUGACGAAGUGUGUUCAUUUCUCCAUCACUAUAUAUUUAACAUGCUUGAUAAAAAUACUCGAGAACUAGUGAUAUUUUGUGAUUCCUGCGGUGGGUAAAAGUGAUUCGUGAAGCUAGACAGAAGCUAUGCCCCUUUAAUGUGAUUGAAGUUGAUCAACCGCUUGUCAGAAAAUGGACAACCUUUCUAUCCCCAAUGUAUAAGAAGACAUGUCCUUUUUUAUCUCGACCCAUAAGAGAAAUCAGAGUUGAAAAGGAUCAUCCAAGAUUGAUUUUUCACAGAGAACAUUACAAUUCCUCUUGGACGUCAUCUAUUCUCAUGGCACCUAAAAAAAAGUUGAAAUCCCAUAAUGACUCACAUAGUGCUGGUGAGUUUGUACUGCCAGAUCAAUCCUAUGAAGACAGCCUUCCAGUUUCAAAGGCAAAAUUUAUGGACAUCCAGGCCCUGUCAAAGUUUUGUGGACCAAAAGCUAAGCAAUACUUCUCACAGAUAAAAUAAUUAUAUUGAUAAUUAAACAAUAAAUAAUAAUAUUUCAUGGACAUUGCAUAUUAUUUGCCUGUAUUUUCUGACUUUGAAACUGAAAAGAAAGAACUUGUUCAAAAACGUUUCAGGGAGGAGUUGGGAUUAAUCGUCGACAAACCUCGGCAAGUUAGUGGGAAUACGAACGAUGGCAAUACCGCACGAAAAUUCUUCUAUAAUAGCACUUGCUUAUCGGAAAUAACAGGUGUGGAUGUGGCAUUGAUUAAACGCCUAUACAUUAUCUUGCAAGUUCUUUCUUCUGGAAUGAUGAUCGACCCUGAAAAAUUUGGGGAAUAUGCAAUAGAAACUACAAGAAUCUAUGUAAGUAACGAUUGGUAUUAUAUGCCAUCCUCCGUUCAUAAAAUACUCAUACACGGGGAAAACGUUAUCAAACAUUUUGCGGUGCUUCCUGUUGGACAGCUAUCGGAAGACGCACUAGAGUCUCGCAACAAAGACUACAGAAACAUACGACUUCAUCAUGCCAGAAAAUGUUCCCGAUCUGCUACAAAUGAAGUUGUCUUUAAAACGCUUUUAUACACGUCAGAUCCAUAUAUAACAAGUUUGAGGAAACCGUACGUAAGAAAUGUAAAAGAACUUGAAGAACAGGCACUAAGGCUUCAUACGCACUAUGCGGUUACUCGCAAUGCGGCUAGCCGUCCGGCUGACCGCAAGUACAAUUAUGUACGUAAUAUUCAUUUCUAUGCGCACUGCGAUGCGGCUGCCCGCAGACCGCUCCGGUCGCUCGGAGUGCUGCGGCCCGAGUGACGGCCACCCGCACGGUUGCUAUACGCACUGUGCGGGUCAGUUUGCGGCUGCCCGCCUUUGAGUGUGCACGUGGUACGUCUGCUAAAAUGGAAUUCGAUACCGAAAAAUUUAUCAUCGAAAUCCAGAGUCGGCCAGCAAUUUGGAACACCAAAUUACCAGAGUAUUCUGAUAGAAUAUUAAAACAAAGAGCAUGGGAAAAGUUAGUGCAUAUUUAUCACGGUACGGAAUUGACAAAGGAGGAAAAACAAAAACUAGGUAAUUAUCAAAAUCAUUUUAUUGAUUAUCCAAGGCCUAAUUCUUACCGGGGAUAUCAAACGUCACAUUAUUCUGGUAAUAGUCCCUAUUCUCACCGUACAAACUUCUCGGAGGUUGGACGAGGGAAUACCCAUCAUGGAUAUCAAACGGCACAAUAUUCAGGAAGUAAUGUCUACAUGCAGCCUGUGCAGUCUGCGGAGUUUAGACGAGACACAUCUCAAGAAAUUGUGAGGAAUCCGACGAAUGCACAAUCGCCAAUUUCAACUGUCGAAAGCGAAAAAUCUCGGAAUAGUGAUUAUCUGGAACUUUUUAAUUCCAUCACUGACGAUGAUGCUUGA